Molecule: messenger RNA, 1212 nt
Organism: Symbiodinium sp. CCMP2592
Lineage: Eukaryota; Dinophyceae; Suessiales; Symbiodiniaceae
Source: the annotation of a GenBank genome assembly
AUGGCCACAUUGGUGCGAGCUUGUGUGGAGUUGACCACGAUGAAGGCGGAUGCAGAUGAAGCCAUGUUCCGAAACGGAGCUGCCCUGCAUGCUUGCCCGAGUGAGCAUCUUAAGCAUUGCCGGUGUCUGCGCGUCAGGACCGACUCGACCCACCGACAGUCGAAGGCGCGGGCAGAUCGUGAUCCCGUGCUGUCAAUCCAGACGGAGGCCACCAUUGAAAGCAUCGCCCAAACGUGGUCUUGCAGUAGCACGGUCCAGAACAUGAGCCGAGGGAUCAAUAUCGGAAACGUGUACGAUUACGACCAGGGCAACCGCGACCCCGCGGUCGUCAAACAACAGGUCAAAUGGGCUUACGACGAAGGAUUUCGACACAUUCGUUUGCCUGUGACCUGGGACGGAUAUUUCGAUGCCGACUCUGAGCUGACAAAGCAAGUCACGGAAGUUGUCGACUAUGCUUUGGGCCUGGGCCUCCACGUGGUUAUCAACACACACCACGAGCACUGGCUGAAGGAUGGCUACGACGGAUCCCAGCACUACAAGGAUCAGUUUUGGAACCUCUGGACUGGCAUCGCAGGUCACUUCGCGUACAAGUCCAGCAGGCUGAGCUUCGAAGUGCUCAACGAGCCGGACAAGGCUUUCGGAAGCUGGAACGGGAAUCCAGAUCCGUUCGACCAGAUUGCGAUUGACCGCACACGGGAGAUUAACGGCUUGGGUUACAGCGCCAUCCGCAGCGUUGCCGGCAACCAGGACCGCAUGAUCUUCCUGCACCCCAACGCUAUGUCCAGCAUAGGCACUGCCAAAUCAAUUUACCCCUCGAAGGGGUCUCUGCCGGGAGAGGGCAAUGAUGCCUGCGUGGGCGUCACCGUGCACACAUAUGAUCCGUAUGAUUUCUGUGGAGAGAAUGGCCAAACUUCAUACUACGCCAGCUCCAACGCCAUGAAAAAAGAUUUGAGCUCCCAGUUCAAAGACAUCCGCGAUUGGGCCUUCGACACGUUCAUCCCCGUCUAUGUAGGCGAGUACGGCGUUGGCCGCCAGACGGAUCGACAGUGGGAUAGAGACAACGAAAUCGUCCGAGAGUACUACAAGUUUACGGCCAACCACUUCCGCGAGAGCGGCAUGGCCGUUGCUGCCUGGGAUGAUCCUGGAUGGUUCGGUAUCUACAACCAGCAGCAGCUGAACCUGCACAAGCAGGUUGUGACGCCCUACCAAUGA